CGCAGCCGCUUAGCGUAAGUGUGACACGAUGCACAGACAGUCUCUGGGCUCGCCAUCUUCGAAGCUCGCCAAGGAAGACACGCUCAUCGCCCCCGCCGACGCCGACGAUGACGAUGCCCCCAAAACUCACAGACUCUCGUCGCCUCCUUCCUCACCUCACAAGUUCAUCCACCUCAUUCCAAUCCUCACUCUUCUAUGCUUCUUCAUCCUCUACCUCUGCUCUCACACUCCCUCUCCAUCAGACUUGGAUCAUUUCACUGGAUUCAAUAGCUUGUCCAAGGAUCAUUUAGAUUCAGCAGCGGAGAUUGGCGACAUUGGGCAUCAUUACAUGGACGCUAAGAGAGGCGAUGUUUUGGCUAUCCGGAGCCUCCGUAGUUUGCAACAAAUACCAAAAUCUCGCCUUCACAGGAAGCUCGCCGAUUUUUAAGCAGGUUUUAUAUUUUCUAGCUCCAAGGAGUGGGAGUCACGAGUUUCCCGCAUGUGUUUGCCUCUUUCCUUACCCCUUCCAUUCUAUAUUCUUGUUUCUGUAUAUCCGAAAUUGCUUUUGUUUUCUCUCAUGAAAAAACAAAAUAAAAAAUAAAAUCAAUUUCACCCUUCUAGAUCUUCUUCCAUUUUGAAUGUUCAACACUGAAUAAUAAUACUCUCUUAUUUUGAGAAUUUAUUAUUUGUUAUUUAUUUUUUCUUGUGUAUAUGUAUAUGUAUCAUACCAUUCACCAACUAUCCGUUGAAGCAAAAGGUGAGUGAGUGGCUGAGUUGGUUGGGUGUUCACUGUUCCGGUGAAGGCGUAGGAUAGCAGUCGGUGCGCUGAAUAUUGGAAUACAGCUGGACUUUGGGACCGUUAACUGCACCUCGGGUUGUGUUGCAGUUAAGAGUGCCAGCUGGAUCUGAUCAGAAUCUUGAUGAUUGGGAUUUUGGGUCACGUGUUCGCUCUGUUAGAAAGGGAACGGAGCGGAGCCAGGAGCCUCCCCCCGUUACCGCUGGACGUGCUAUUUGGCUUUGCCACGGUGGAUGGGUGAUUACACCGUUACACGUGUCGUCGUUUGGGGAGGUGG
This is a messenger RNA of Gastrolobium bilobum, 1052 nucleotides long. RefSeq lists its product as uncharacterized. The record is from RefSeq and is a predicted model, not a curated record. NCBI's taxonomy places the organism in Eukaryota, Viridiplantae, Streptophyta, Magnoliopsida, Fabales, Fabaceae. The coding region runs from base 29 to 427 and encodes 132 amino acids. The transcript has 3 exons.